Xenopus laevis (African clawed frog) is the source of this 2872-nucleotide messenger RNA. RefSeq names its product growth factor receptor bound protein 7 L homeolog (gene grb7.L). Gene Ontology annotation, cellular component: cytoplasm. Gene Ontology annotation, biological process: signal transduction. The record is from RefSeq and is a predicted model, not a curated record. Bases 452 to 2299 code for a protein of 615 amino acids. The transcript is spliced from 16 exons. Lineage: Eukaryota; Metazoa; Chordata; Amphibia; Anura; Pipidae.
GUUAAAGAUUAGAGAACUUAAACCUUUGCUCCCGGGAGCUUGCAAUCUGUUGCCUGCUGGAAGCUGCCUCUGAAGGGUGCCUGGGUCUCCACGUUGGGAGCAGAGUUUUUUGAGCAGCCCUGGACUCUGUCUGUUAUCACUAUGUGUGUGAUUUGUGUCAACAACUGAGCCUCCUCGUCACUGCAAAAAAAGUGUCGGCCAUGAGCAGGCAGCACCCAGGGAUUAUGGGGAGAUAGGAGGCUGUCAGCUUUGUGGGUGCAGCGUGUGAGACACCUCCAGGACAUGCUCAUACAUGGAGACGGCACUGGGCACCUCUAGGAACGGAGACUCAGGGAUUUAUUCCUCCUGCACCCACCCAUUGUCACAAAUAUGAGAAGAGGCACCGAGAUUUAGCUGCCUGGGGCGGGGGGUUAUUCUUCACUUGCAGCGACCGGGCAGCUCAGGGCACCCCAUGUUUCUGGGGGAGGAACGCAGGCUCCAGCGGUCGGCUGGAAGGCAAAGGAACCGUCGCCUGUGUUGGAGGCAAACCCUGCAGGAGUUAUUUUGCUGCAUGCAGGGACAGAAGUCUAGGGAGAGGGGUCCCGGGGAGAAGAGAGCCUGCGAGCUGCUCAUUGAGAACAAGGAAUAUGGUGGAGACGGAAUCAUGUCGAAGCCCAAAGACAUCGUCAGAAUUGAGGAGAGCGUAGGGGAAGGGGAUGACAUGGAUUUGGAGGCCCUCGAGAGCAGUCACAGUCCUGCCCCAGACAAUCUGUAUGAGAGAGAAGGUUGUACAAGCCGAUGCCCUUCUACUCAACAAGGCCACCCUGAGAAAGUAGAACUGCUGACCCCCGAUUUGAAGAGGUCACAGCCGUUGCUCAUUCAGAGCCGUAAGUGGGGGAGAUUACGAGAUGAGGAGUCACGAUCGGCAUCUCUCCCUGACAUCCCAAAUCCAUUUCCAGAGCUCUGCAAUUCUUCCCCCAUCUUAAAUAACACCCCAAGUGGUCGCUCCCCAAAGGAAGGGGGACCUCACGUAGUAAAGGUGUACAGCGAGGAUGGCACAUGCCGAUCCUUAGAAGUUACAGCCGGGGCCACUGCAAGACACGUGUGUGACAUGUUGGUGGAGAGGGUGCACUGUCUGAGCGACGAGAGUUGGUCUCUAAUGGAGCUGCAUCCCCAUUUGGGGAUUGAGCGCUGCCUUGAAGACCACGAGUCAGUGGUAGAGGUCCAGGCCAUGUGGCCAGCGGGAGGAGACAGCAACUUUAUCUUCCGUAAAAAUUUUGCCAAGUACGAACUGUUCCGUGGUUCCCCUUAUUCUUUGUUUCCCGAAGACAUGGUCGGAGGGAACCUGGAAGUCCAGAAAGGCCUCACGCACUCGGAGCUCGUACAGAACUUCCUGAAUUCGGGCAGCUGGCCAGAGAUCCAGGGCUACUUGCACAUGAAGGAAAGUGGACGUAAGGUCUGGAAGUGCUUUUUCUUCUUUCUGCGGCGGUCAGGUCUUUAUUACUCUACAAAAGGAACCUCCAAGGAUCCCAGACAUUUGCAGUAUUUUGCUGAUGUGAAUGAAUCCAACCUUUACUGCCUGACCCAGGGCAAGAAGAUGUAUACCGCCCCCACUGAGUUUGGCUUCUGUUUAAAGGCUCUAAAGAUGCGCAGUGGUACAAAAGGGCUGAAAAUCCUGUGCACAGAAGAUGAGCAGGCGAAGACCUGCUGGCUCACUGCAAUACGUCUAUUUAAGUAUGGAGCCCAGCUGUAUAAGAAUUACCAGAUAUCUAAGCGUAACCCUCAUUCGUGGGCUGAGCCAACCAAACAGCGCAGCGCCUCCGAUAGCACAUUGGUCCCUAUGGACUUCUCAGGCUGCACUGGGAGAGUCAUAGAGAACCCACUGGAAGCCUUGUCUGUGGCUUUGGAAGAGGCUCAGUCUUGGAGGAAGAAAACCACUCACCGUUACAGUCUGCCCACGCCAUGUCAGGCCACCCCACCCAACAGUGCAGGAAUCCACAAAAGUCAAGCCUGGUACCAUGGGCGCCUAUCAAGAGAUGAGACUCAGCGGCUAAUAAUGCAGCAAGGGAUGGUGGACGGAGUUUUCCUGGUACGGGAAAGUACGAGAAAUGCCAAAGGGUUUGUCUUGUCUUUGUGCCACUUGCAGAAGAUCAAACAUUACCUAAUCUUACCGUGUGAGGAAGAAGGCAGGCCUUACUAUUCAAUGGACGACGGAGAGACCAAAUUCAUUGAUCUCAUCCAACUGGUUGAGUUCCAUCAGAUCAACAGAGGAAUCCUGCCGUGCACUCUUAAACACUACUGUACCAACGUGGCACUGUGACAGGAGUCUUGGCUGGAGUCUCUGAAGAAGACAACUGGGAUGCCACCGAUUGGGACAACUAUUCCACAUUAACUGGUAUCACUGAGAUACAAUAGAGCAUUGUGGAUGGUUUGAUCCAACAGGGGACUAGUAACUGCAUGCCCAGCAUUAAGACACAAAUGCUUCCUUCGAGUGAUAAAAAUAAGAUACCGGCCCAAGGACUGAUGUGUAGGAGAGGAAACCCAAUAAGCUACAUUUUUUAAUUCUAUGCUGGUGCAAAUGCUUCAGAUGACAGCCAAGGAGACAAUUCAAUUCCAAAGAAAGACUUACCCUUUUAUAUGGAGGCCCACGAACAGUUGAAGAAGGCUGGGCACAUGGAAAAGUCACAGUGCGACUGUACAGUACAUAUCAAUGUGGCCAGUUGACGGUCAGAUAUUUUAUACGGUAAAUCCUGACUAUAUAUAUAUUUUUUUGACAUCUAUUUUUUGCUUAUUUUUGUACAAAACACUCUAACCUCAAUCUGCUUAUGAAGAGAAUUUUAUUUAUAUCUACCCAGACGUGACACCUAAUAAAAAGAGAGGAAAUACUGCACUA